Messenger RNA from Salvelinus fontinalis (brook trout), 7982 nucleotides. It is a transcript of the gene hs3st3l, whose product is annotated as heparan sulfate (glucosamine) 3-O-sulfotransferase 3-like. The record is from RefSeq and is a predicted model, not a curated record. The transcript has 3 exons. NCBI's taxonomy places the organism in Eukaryota, Metazoa, Chordata, Actinopteri, Salmoniformes, Salmonidae. Gene Ontology annotation, molecular function: [heparan sulfate]-glucosamine 3-sulfotransferase activity. The coding region runs from base 538 to 1614 and encodes 358 amino acids.
AGCGCAGCGCACACUUUCCUGAACAAAUGAAUGAUAAGAAAGAAUUGGGAGAGAGCGAGAAAGAGAGAGCGAGACCCCAUGACACGCAGUCCCCGGAGACCCAUGGAGUGAGACAGCGGGUAAUCCCAGGGUAAAGGACCACUCCAGCCCUGCGCGGCUGAUAUUAACAGCUGUAGGCUAUAUUCUCCAUGCCGGUGGGGUCGAAUGAGUGGGUGGAUGUCUGGACAAAACACAGGAAUUGAUCUCUUGAAUGGGUGGCUGAGCUGCGUUUGGGACUCCGGAGAAGCGAGGUCACGUUGAGAAUAGCAUCCAACUCAAUGGAUUUCAUACUCGCAGAAUGAACCGCCAAAGGGAAAGAUGGGACACGGGCACGCCGGCGACUUUAUUGGGGCUUUGUGGAAUCGACACAGCGGCACAAUGGAGACUUUAUUCUAUCUGAGCGGCUCAGAAAGCCUUCGUGUCUUCACAGAGAUGAAGUUAUGUGAGCUGAGUUUGCAGUAGAAUGGCCCUCCUCGGAUGGGAUUCUGAGGGAAGGCGAUGGCAACUUUUCACCACAGCAACCCAACGGAUAGAGACAUCAGGAGAGUCCUCCAAAAACUUAUAAUCAUUCUAUCUUUGGGAAUCAUCUGUGUCUCUCUCUUCUACUUCUUCACGGGAUGCUGCGAGUCGGACCUAACGGAAAACUCAGCCUCGGACAGACCCGCCAGUGAUGACAGAAACCGGACGUUUUAUAAGGACGUUGUAACGGUACAGGAUGAAGAUGGUUACCCAGGGACCGGGGAGGGGAGCACACUGACGCCCGGUUUGGAGACUGAUAACACGGGUAAAGAUUGGAAGGCGACCCGGCGGUUACCCCAAGCCCUUAUUAUAGGAGUGAAGAAGGGUGGCACGAGGGCUUUGCUGGAGUUUCUCAGGCUGCACCCGGACAUCCGCGCGCUGGGCUCUGAGCCGCACUUCUUUGACCGGCAUUACGCACGAGGCUUGCACUGGUACAGGAGUAUGAUGCCCAAGGCCUUGGAUGGCCAGGUUGUCAUGGAGAAGACACCACGUUACUUUGUUACCGUGGAGACUCCUGGCCGUGUACACUCCAUGUCGCGUGACGUGAAGCUGAUUGUGGUGGUCCGAGACCCUGUGACCCGGGCCAUCUCUGACUACACCCAGAUCAUCUCCAAGACCCCCCACAUCCCUGCCUUCGAGACCCUCGCCUUCAAGAACCGCACCAAUGGUGAGAUUGACUCUCUAUGGAGCCCUUUGUGGAUCGGACUGUACGCCCAACACCUGGAGCGCUGGCUGGCCUGGUUCCCCCGGGCCCAGAUCCACCUGGUCAGUGGGGAGGGCCUCAUCUCCGACCCGGCAGGAGAACUAGGAAAGGUCCAGGACUUCCUGGGCCUCCAGAGGAUUGUGACGGACAAGCACUUCUACUUCAAUAAGACUAAAGGUUUCCCCUGCCUGAAGAAACCGGAGGGCAGCAGCAAGCCCCACUGCCUGGGGAAGACUAAAGGCCGAACACACGCCCCCAUCGACCCUGAAAUGAUCCGGAGACUGAGGGAGUUCUACAGGCCGCACAACCAGCGGUUCUACCAGAUGGCUGGCCAGGACUUUGGAUGGCAAUGAGGACUCAGUAGAGUUAACAAGGUGAAACAUGAAUCCAUAGCAACAAAGACACCGAGGGGUGUUUGUCCGUCGGCUUCAGUUUGCACUCUGUACCUGUUACUGUGACUUGGGGCAAAGAGUAAUGACAUAGCCUCAUACUGUUGAUACAGAAGCGGCUCUGUGCUAGGAACUAAAUCCAAUGUUGAUAGACCUCUGGGUAGCGAGGGAAACAGAUAUCAGAGAUUCCAUAUUGGUGACAGUGCAGAAAGACCGUCUCUAUGCUAGUUCCCUUUCAGCAUCUAAUAGAUGUUCAACAAAAAGAAAGUGACACUUAAAGCUGGAAUCUUUAGUUGCUCCAUCCAUUUUUGGAGUUAUUAAUUCAUGAUAGAGUACCCAUUGAGUCUUGAAGAAUAAAACAUACAAAUGCCCCAUGAGCUUAGUUCAGCUGUCAUAUCCAAUCAGAAGCCAAAAUACAAGCUUGUUUUACUCCAAUGUUUGUAAACUAUGUAAAUGUAAACAAACACUGCAUAGCCUCAAUACAUGGUUAAAACUAUAAUUUGCCUACAAAGGCAAAACGCAGUAAGUACAUAUUUGGUCCAAAUUGAGUUAAGACUGAAAUCAGGCUUUGUAGUAUCUGUUUGAUACUGUGUCCUGGUUCAAUUAUGUUCCAUUUUUAGAGAAAAUGGGAGUGAGAAAUUUGCAGUAACUGCAAAAUCCAAGUAAACACCCAGGAAAACAGAAUUUACUGCACUUUGGCUUUGUUCCACUAUAUUUUGACUGCAGUUACCUGCUCUGCCAUACAAAGGCAAAGAGCAUUAACUAUGCAAACAGUGAAACAGAGAAAAAUGGCUUUAAAGUUUAUUUGCUGUCCAGCCAAAUAUGUUGUAGGUAGACAAGAGAUAAUGCAUUAUCUUAUUAUGAAGUCAUUUUUUAUGCAUUACAACCAUGACCACUGAUUUGUGACCCCUAAGUCAAAUAAAUGACGAUACAAAGUCAAACAGAAAAACAACGAGUUGGAUAAACACAUUCAGAUUGUAUAUACUGCACAAAGUCAAAAAUGUUUUGGAAGUAUCACCAUUCUGCGAGUGGAAAUAGUCCUUACCUUAAGGGUUAUCACAAUAGAACGUACAAAACAUGAAAACGUAACUACAUUACACCAUUAAAUACAGUUGGAAUGCAGUUAGAACUCAAUCUGUUUCCAUCAAACAGAAAAACAAGAAAAGUUGGAUAAAGACAUUUAGAUUGUUGAUACUGCACUUUGCCUUUGCAGGAGUUGUUUAAGGUCAUACAAAGGCAGAGUGCAGUAUCUGCAUUUUAGGGGUCAUAGGUCAAGUCAGUGGUCAUGGUUGAUAUGCAUACAAAUUACUACAUAAUAAGAUGAUACGUCAGUGCAUUAUCACUUAUCUACAGUGCUUAGUUUGCAAACCUGGAUGUGCCGGAAACAAAAAGUUAGCCCAAGAGGGUGGUGACCUGGGAGACUCUGAGGUACAGCAACACAUGAAAAAAAAGCACCUUUAUAAUAAAGCAUUGCAUGCAUUAUCAUUGCUUUUGCUUAGUGGCAUAGAGCAGUAGAGUAGAGGCGCUUGCAGAAGUUGCACACAUGGGGAUAUUUUUUUCUGUAGUCUGGGAAACAUGUGGCCUUGUAUAAACACAUUCUACAUCAUUUUACAUGAUGUAAAACCGCACAAAGGAUUGAAAUGACCGGCUGCUUUGACACUGACAAACAGAGAAUCUGAGAUCAAUUAAAAUGACCUCGUCUGGAAUCCAUCAAUAGCCUAGGCCUAGGUGUGUGGAGACACACAUAUUGUACAAUAUCAGGAGGAAAAUAUAUUCCUAAAAAAGUUUUCCAGUUUCACUGACUCAGCCAAUGAUGUGCAGCUCACUCACCGGUGAUGGCCAAUGCGCUCUUGCCAAAAGCCUCUCUCUCUCUUGUUUAUCUGUGGCUAAAGUAUAGGCCUACUCCUGGUAUAGUAUUCAGAAUAUUUCAUUCCAGUGAAUCUCACUCUAGUUAUGUGAGAGAUUCAAGCGCGUCUUCUCUCUCUCACCACAGCAACAGCCAAGCAUUGGUCUGUCGCUAGGGUACAAUGUUGUGCAAACCAUAACCCCGGGCAUGCCCAACACAAAUCAACUCUUAGAAUAUCAGGCACGUUUCCACAUGACCUUUAUUAGGGUGCAGGAGAAUUACAAAGGAGGCAAGUCAAUUGAACACUGAUAGCUUUAAUUAGAGUUCUUGCAUUGCAAACAGUGAAAACAGGCUCCGUCUCAAAUGAAUCACUGCUUAUCAUAUUUGGCUGGCUAACAAAAAACUUUAAAGACAUUUUUCUCAUCUUCAUUGUUGGCGUAGUUACUGUGUUUUGACCUUGUAGGGCAGCAUACUGUAGCUCUGUCUAUGAAUUUGAGAGCGGUUACAUUUCUCCAGAUCCAUCCCUCAGCUUUUUACCUAAACACAGGCUGGGUGACCACUUUGUUAUUGUUUCAAUUAAGUAUUCUAAGUUUAAGCUGGGUUUGAAAAUACCUGGCGUUUUUGUCUUAGAUAGUGCUCCUGCCUAACUCCUGACCCCACUGUGUCCCACCAGGAGUGAAGAACAUGGCGAUGGGAUGUGUAGUCUGCAGUGUAGGCCUGAUGUGUGCUGUAGAGUUAGUAACAACGUCCUGUGGAUGCUUCUGCAAAGUAGUGAAACACUAAACAAAACAAAACGGAUGUCUUACCAUGCCUCGUGGAGUAUGACCUUCCUCUUCCUUUUUCUCAUACAUCUUAGCUACUCAGUACUUAGGUCAGGAAUUAAAAGAGUUGUAGGCAAUCAGUACAUAUCGAAUAUCAUCCCCAAGUAUUACGGAAAACAGGAGGAUGAGUCUUUUAUUUAGAAAGCGUUGAGGGGAAGUAUGAGUAGCAUCUUUGUAAGUGCUCAGAUUUGACUGAGUGGUUUUGUAUUGUUGAAUAAUGAAUGUGCAUAAGUGGAUUAGGAGGAACUCAAAUGUAUCUGCCCUUUCCAAGUAGAGGUUACCCAUAGGCACAGAUCUAGGAUCCGUUUACGCUCCCUAAAUCCUAACCUUAACCGUAAGAGGAGGAAACACUAAACUGACCUUAGAUCAGCAUCUAUGGGCAUCUUCAGCCUAACCGAACAACCAAAAAUAUAACCAUGGAUGAAUAUGACAUCUUAAAGGUACACUCAGUGAAAUGACUUUGCCACAAGCAGCACCACAGAUAUUGAGAUGAGCAACAUGCAAGACUUCGCUCUUACACAGUUACACACCGUAUCUGCACAUGUUUAUUUAUUUUUUAUAUUUUUUAUUUAACCUUUAUUUAACCUACCCAGACCAAACCCUAACCCAGACGAUGGUGAGCCAAUUGUGCGCCACCCUAUGGGACUCCCAAUCACGGCCGGUUGUGAUACAGCCUGGAAUCGAACCAGAGUCUGUAGUGACACCUCUAGCACUGAGAUGCAGUGCCUUACACCGCUGCGUCACUCGGGAGCCCAUGCAUGUGCAUGGGUUUGCUUUACACUUCACAGUGGUAGCCAGGGCACCAAAACAGAGGACAAGUUGAACCUCAUGCUUCUUUUGUUUGUCUAUUUCGAUCUCCAUCAGCUUUUGCAGAAGCAGCAGCUACUUUUCCUGGGGUCCACAAAAAACACAAAUCAUGACAAGUAACAAAACAAUGACACACUGUUUGUCAAGGACAGCCACACAAAUUGAAAGCUGCAAUAUGUAACUUUUUGGGCAACCCAACAAAAUUCACAUAGAAACAUCAAAAAUUAUACUAACAAUACAAAAAAAAUACGUAAAAUGUUAGUGUGUCUGUGUGUGCGUGUGUUUGUGUGUGUCCCCUCCGAGUCCCCGCCUUUCCAUGAGUUGUUAUUUAAUCUGUUUUUUAAAGGUCAUUUUGCUGUUUGCUUGAGUAAUUGUAGAUGGAACAGAGUCUCAUGCGAUAGUGGCUCUGUACAAAAUGGUGCGUUGCCGUGAAUUCCUUUUAUACUUGAGGACUGUGAAGAAACCCCUGGUGGUUUGUUUUGUGGGGUAUGUAUGAGUUGAAUGUUAUUUGAUAUGCAGACAAUCUGGAAUUUUCAUCACAGUAAUAUUCAUCAUAAAAACUAGAAGAGAAGCAGUUCAUCUCUCCUCAACCCUCAACCAGGAAACACUGGCAUGCAUGUUGUUGAUGUUAGUUCUGUAUGUGCAGUUAAAGGCAAGGUGUGCUGCUCUGUUUUGAGACAGCUGCAGCUUUGCUAGGUCUUUCUUUGCUGCACUUAACCAUAUUACAUAGGACAGUAAUCAAGAUGGGACAAGACCAGAGCCUGGACAACAAGUCCACAUAUUUUUAUAACAGACAUACUCCUCACCAUCACCACAACAACUUUGUCAAUAUGACUUGCCCAUGAUAAUUGACCAUCCAAUGUUAUACCUAGGAGUUCAGCUUCCUCAACUUGCUCAAUGUUCACACCCUUCAUACACAACUCCAGUUGAGGUUUAGGUCUUUAGAGAAUGUUUUGAACCAAAUACAAUGCUUUUAGUUGUAGAUGUGUUUAAGACCAGUUUAUUAUUCAUCACCCAUUCUGAUGACUGUAACUCCCUAUUUAGAAUUUCAGUGAAAUCAUUUGUAAAAGUAGAGAAAAGUAACGGCAACUACCCUGAGGGACACCACACUGUGCACAUCUGAUGUUAGAGAAGAUUCCAUUGAAGAACACUCUCUGGGUUCUAUUGGAUAAAUAACUCUCCAACCAUGCGAUGGCAGGUGACUACAAUUUAUGAUCAAUAACAUCAAAGGCUGCACUGAAAUCUACCAAUACAACUAUCAUCUUAUUAUCCAUUUUAACCAAUCAUCAGUCAUCUGAGUCAGUGCAGGACAAGUUGUGUGCUUCUCUAUAUGCAUGCUGAAAGUCAGUAGUUAACUUGCUCCCUGAAAAAUAGCAUUGUAUUUGGUCAAACACAAUCCUCUCCAUCAGUUUACUAAGAAGUGGCAGCAAACUGAUUGGAUGGCUGUUGGAGCCAGCAAAGGGUGCUUUACUAUUUUUAGGUAGUGGAAUUACUUCAGCUUCCUUCCAUGCCUGUAGACACACUCCUUUAGGCUUUGGUUAAAUGUAUAGCAAAUAGGAAUGGCAAUAGAGUUUGCUACUAUUCUCAAUAGUUUCCCAUCAUGUUUGUCUACACCUGGUGGCUUAUCAUUAUUGAUGGAUAACAGUUUCUCCACCUCUCCCACACGAACUUGACCAAAUUCCAAACAUCAAUCCUUCUCUUUAAUUAUUAGAUCUUUUAUACAAAAAUAUGAUGGUUCACUGUUCAAUGUUGUUAUUUCACAUCUGAGUUUUUCCACUUUACUAGUGAAAUAGUCAUUGAAAUGAUUGGCAAUUUCGAAAAGUUCUGUUAUAAAUGACCCAUCAACUUCGAUGAACAAUGGAGAGUAAUUGAGUUUUCGGCCCAUGAUAUCAUUGAAGGUACUCCAAAGUAUUUUUCCACUGCGUUUUAUGUCAAUUAUCUUUGUUUGGUAAUAUUUUUUAUUCUUCUUUUGGUUAAGUUUAUUCACAUUUCUCAAUUUACAGUAUGUCAACCAAUCAGCCAGACUUGUUUGUCACCUCUUUUGCAUAAUUUCUUUGAACCAUACAAUUGUUCAAUUCCUCAUCAAACCAGGGGGAUUCUUAACAGGUGCAUGCUUGUCAACGAUUGGCAAAAAUAAUUGUACAAAUACGUCCAGUGCUGCAUCUUGAUUCACUUCCUCAUACACAUAAGACAACAUAUUUUUUUUACAACUUCCACAAAAGAGUCCUGGGAAAACAUUUUGUGUGAUCUCUUAUAAAUUACUUUAGGCCCAACCUUUGGCACUUUGGCUUUCCUUGUUAUUGACACAAUAAUAUGGUCACUACAGCCAAUGGGAACUGAUAUUGCAAAGCUUUGCAGCAUUAGUGAAGAUAUGAUCAAUACAAGCGGAUGUCACAGCUCCAACACUAUUGGAAUGCACUCUAGUUGGUUGAGUGAUAAGCUGGGUCAUAUUACAGGCAUUAGUCACAGUUAGAAGCUUCCUCUUGAGAGGACAGCUAGUUGCUAACCAGUCAAUGUUCAGGUCACCCAGAAAUAGACCUCUAACAUUACACAUCCUAUCAAGCAUUGGACACAUUAUCAACAUACUGACUGUUAGCACUUGGUGGCCAAUAGUAGCACCCUGAAAGAAGAGGCUUUAGACGAGGCAGGUGAACUUGCAAUCACAACACUUCAACAACAUUUGUCAUGAGAUCCUCUCUAAGCUUUACAGGAAUAUGGCUCUGAACAUAUACAGCAACACCUCCCCCAUUGCCAUUCCUGUCUUUUCUGUAGAUGUUAUAUCCCUGUAUUGCUACUGCUGUAUCAUCAAUGGAAUUAUCGAAGUGAGUUUCAGAGAUGGCCAGACUAUGAAUGUUAUC